GUCAUAUGCAUGUAGACCGCUAGACACAGAUCUUUUACUCAAUCUUUUCCCAGAGAUCCCUUAGAAUCUCGUGGUCGUUUACUCCUUCAUUUUGUUACCCUCCUCGUCCCAUGGCUCACCGCGAGGAUCGUCGCGAGGACCUUGGCGAGGCCUUUCAACUUGAAGAAGAGGAUGCACCUCUGCUAGAUGAGGCCCAGCCCGAAGAUAGCAGCAAAAGGCCAAGGACGCCGUUGCCAAAACUCCAGAUUGGCAUCCUCACCCUCAUCCAGUUUGUGUCACCGGUGUCUGCUCAGAGCAUAUACCCAUAUAUCAAUCAACUCAUACGAGAACUAGAUAUCACACAUGGUGACGAGACCAAGGUUGGAUACUAUGCGGGUCUCAUAGAAUCGUUGUUCUUUGUCACGCAAGCCUGUACGACCUUGUCUUGGAGCCGACUUUCAGACCACAUCGGACGUAAACCUGUGAUCCUGAUCGGGCUCUCGGGUCUAAGCAUAUCUAUGCUCUCGUUUGGCUUGUCGCGAACGUUCAUCACGCUGGUGCUCAGUCGCUGUAUAUGCGGCGUACUAAAUGGGAGCUCGGGAGUCAUGAAGGGCAUGAUGGGCGAGCUUCUGGACGCAACCAAUAUGGCUCAGGGAUUUGCGCUGCUGCCCAUUUAUCGGUGUGUUGGCGUGACCGUGGGACCAUUCAUUGGUGGUUUACUUGCGCGACCAGCAGAUAGUUGGCCGCAUAUGUUCUCGGGGCGGUUCUGGCAUGAAUAUCCUUAUUUUCUUCCAUGUUUCGCCGUAUCCGCGUUGGUUGCGCUGAUAGCGGUAGCCAUGGCGCUUUUUCUCAAGGAGACACUCCCGAGACGUAAAACCAAAAGGUCAUCAUCUGAAAGCCCUGAAGAUGCCCAAGCUGACUUUCCCUCCGACGCUCCUCCGCCUAUGCGAACGCUUCUCAUCCCUUCUAUCCUUAUUCCCAUCGCGAACAACGGCCUGCUCGCCGUCGUCGAAACUGGAUACAACGCUCUCGUACCCUUGUUCUACUCGACUCCUUUGAGUAACGGUGGUCUCGGUUUCUCGCCCGCCGCUAUCGGCAUUUUACUGGGCUGCUUCGGCAUCCUCAACGGGAUCGCGCAGAUUCUCUUCUUUGCACCCAUCGUGCAUCGCCUUGGACCAACGCCCACGUUCAAGCUCUCCGUCGCGUUUUUCUUUCCUAUCUUCGCGUUGUUCCCGAUCAUGUCGUGGUAUGUCGCAAAAUCGGGCGUUGACAGCGUUGUAUGGGGGUGUCUGGUGCUUCAGCUGUUGCUGCAGACUGUCAAGGACAUGGCUUAUGGUACUGUCACGAUGCACAUUACCUCGGCUGCUCCAUCCAAGCGUUCACUUGGAAGUGUUAUCGGUAUCUCACAGACCGUAUCGUCUGUAGCACGAGGGCUUGGCCCAGCGAUGGCUACGUCCAGCUUUGCUGCCUCAAAGCAAUACAAUCUACUGGGUGGAAAUCUUGUCUACGCGAUCAUGGUCGCUUUGACAUUCUGCGUCUUGUAUCUAGGGAGUUGGUUGCCGGAUGAACUCCCAAAGCGCAGGAACUAGAGCUCGUUAUAAGAGCGUAAAUAGACAUAGGAAAUAUGUAAUUGUACCCGGCGCUAUGAUGCCUCAGCCUGAAUCCAUGCUGCCGAUGCUGAAGGCCC
Coniophora puteana RWD-64-598 SS2 is the source of this 1666-nucleotide messenger RNA. RefSeq names its product MFS transporter. Gene Ontology annotation, biological process: transmembrane transport. Lineage: Eukaryota; Fungi; Basidiomycota; Agaricomycetes; Boletales; Coniophoraceae. The record is from RefSeq and is a predicted model, not a curated record. The coding region runs from base 111 to 1568 and encodes 485 amino acids. The transcript has 7 exons. Gene Ontology annotation, molecular function: transmembrane transporter activity.